This is a messenger RNA of Debaryomyces hansenii CBS767, 936 nucleotides long. RefSeq names its product tyrosine protein phosphatase (gene PTP1). Gene Ontology annotation, biological process: protein dephosphorylation. Gene Ontology annotation, molecular function: protein tyrosine phosphatase activity. NCBI's taxonomy places the organism in Eukaryota, Fungi, Ascomycota, Pichiomycetes, Serinales, Debaryomycetaceae. The record is from RefSeq and is a predicted model, not a curated record. The coding region runs from base 1 to 936 and encodes 311 amino acids. The transcript has a single exon.
AUGGUUUCUCCCCUGUUUUUGAAAUUGCCGAUACCAGAUCAAAAAGUAAAUUUUACUACACAUAAUGCAGUCGAAUCAGAAAGAAUACGGGAAGCGUUGAACUCUCCGGACAAAUCUGACUGGUCCAUAAGUGAUGCAGUAAGUCGUAAAAGUGUCCAAAGGAAUAGAUAUUCGAACGUUUUUCCGUGGAAUAAGUCAAGGGUCAAAUUGCCAGUUGAACAAGGGCAUUCGGAUUACAUCAAUGCAUCGUACAUAAGUAUGGGUAAUAAAGUUCGGUAUAUAGCAGCACAGGGACCUCUUGAAGCUACAAUACAUCACUUUUGGUCUAUGUGUUAUAAUGAGUCAGAAAAGCAGAAAAAUGAUACAGUGAUCAUUGCGAUGGUUACACCCUUGACAGAAGGUGGUAUGAAGAAAUGCUCUCAGUACUGGCCAACCAAGACUAAUCCCGUAUUGAAUGUUACCACGUUGUUACAAGGUGAUGGGAUUGAAAUACCCGGUUUGACCGUGCACUUUGUAUCUGAAACAUACAUCGAGAAAGGUGAUUACUUAUUGACUGAAAUGGAAUUGAGAUCAAAGACACAGGUGAAAAAGGUCUACCAUUUCUACUACUACAAAUGGGCCGAUGCUAGAGUUCCACCCUCUGUUAGUCCGCUAAUAUCCUUGUCGCAAGAGAUAAGAGCUUUGAAGAAAUCAGUCACCAAUGAACCGGUUCCUAUCGUACACUGUUCAGCUGGUGUUGGACGUACCGGUACUUUUAUCGCUCUAGAUCAGCUAUUUAAUGAAUUGAGUCCCGAUAUCCUCGAUCCAGCGAAUGACCAAUUCGAUCCAAUUGAAGCGAUUGUUACUCAAUUGCGUAGCGAAAGAAUGAUGAUGGUUCAAACUGUGUAUCAAUAUUGCUUUCUUUACGAUACUAUGAGAGAAGUAUAUGCUAAAUAG